Messenger RNA from Mytilinidion resinicola, 1472 nucleotides. RefSeq lists its product as uncharacterized. The transcript has 2 exons. The coding region runs from base 267 to 1268 and encodes 333 amino acids. Gene Ontology annotation, molecular function: hydrolase activity. The record is from RefSeq and is a predicted model, not a curated record. Lineage: Eukaryota; Fungi; Ascomycota; Dothideomycetes; Mytilinidiales; Mytilinidiaceae.
CACAAAUCUUAUCUGGGGAUGAACCUUGAGCCAGACAAUCGACUGUUCUUACAUCCAAACCUCAUUAUGACGUCGACGAUCCCGCCGCUCCGGUGGGAGAAGACGAGGAGAGAAUUACGCGUAGAAUAUUUGGAAUAGAAGGGUAGAGUGUAGGUACAAGAAGAGUCUGAGAGGCGUUUGAGACUUGUACUCUUUGCCAAGUUGCUCUCUAUCUCAUAUCAUUUUCCUUCUCCCCCUUUCAUCACCAAAUAACCAAAACGCCCAACAUGUCCAACUCCAAGAUCCCAAAGGUGGGAAACCGCACCACCCUCGCCCCAUCUAUCUCUUCUUUUCUCAAACAUAAUCCCUCCCUUCACCUCGGAGGCGCAAACGCGUUCACAGAUGAGCGACGCCACCAUACCGAAGUUUUCGGCAUUCAUUCUCUGCCAAAGGAGAAAGUCCACCCAAUCCAUGAAGUAGAGUUUACCGCCAUUCGUGGGCCGCAUGGUACCAUUCCCGUACGGGUGUUGUAUCCGAAGUCUGGAGAGGAGAAGAGGAAGAAAGGAGAGGCCGCUGCGCUUGUGUAUUUCCAUGGAGGCGGAUAUACGGUAGGAAGCGUGGACGAGUUCGAAAAUGGAUUGAGACAGUUGGCAGAAGAAAGCGCAGUCCAAAUCUACGCUGUUGACUACCGUCUUGCCCCCGAGUUCGCCCACCCAGUCCAGCUCGACGAAUACGACGCCAUAAUCUCCUGGCUUGACUCCUCAGGCGGAAAGUCCCGAGGCAUCUCCCCCUCCCUCAUCUGCGGUGGGGGAGACUCAGCCGGCGGCAACAUGACCGCAGCUCUCUGUCUCCGCCGUCAAGACCACAAGCUCCCCCCCUUGGCGGCCCAGAUUCUCCUCUACCCCGAAGCCCGCCUGCCUUUCGACACGCCCGCUGCAUCAGAGAACAACUCAGGCCUGUACCUCGAAUGUAACGGGAUCUUCUCCUUCGCGGACCACUAUCUCCCGCGCGGGAUUCCACCGGCACAUCGGUAUAUCUCGCCCGGGAUGCAGGAGAUCAAGGAUUUGAAGGGGCAGCCGAAGUCAGUAGUGUGUACCGCGGGGUUUGAUCCGUUAAGGGACGUGGGGGUGGAGUAUGCGAGGAAGUUGGAGGAGGCCGGUAAUGUGGUUAUUUGGAGGCAUUUCGACCGGUUGACGCAUGGGUGGUUGCAGAUGGGGGCUUGGAGUGACGAGGCAGAGAAUGCUAUCAAGGAAUUGGCGGGUGAGGUUAAGAAGGUGGUUUAUGGUUAAAGCGAUAUCUGGCAUAAUCCCCGGUUAAAAGUGCAUAUAAGAUUCUUGCCAUUGUAUAAAAACUUUGAAACAAUUCGCCAAAAGAUGACAGAAUGCCCUCUAUCUACGUGUCAUGGUUGACCCAUUCACGAGGUAGUAAAGCAAGGAGCAACGUCUUAUAGGUUCAUAGAUCUUACAAAGCAUUGAGGGUAAUCUCUGUAAGAU